AGAAGCACCUGAGCUGGGAUCCACAGCCUCAGUCCCCCAGCGCCCUCGGGGGAUCUGAGGUGGCGUCGUUACCGCGCACUCACUGGAUCAUCACCGGAUUUGUUUCAACCACUUCCAUGACGCGCCAGGACGCACCGAUGGAGGAUUCUGGACGCUUUUUGAAACCACGGACAUCUGCGGGACUGCAGCGGCCGGUGUGUGAUGCGAACUGAGCCGUGGGUGGUGUAGACCCCCUCCCCGCACCGCACACACCCCCACCGACUUAUCAGAGAACUCUUCCUCCGAGCGGGACGCACAGCCUGGUUUCACUCCACCGUGAGAACAUGUCCCGGGCAGCGGCUAUCGCCAGCUCCCUGAUCCGCCAGAAGCGGCAGGCGAGGGAGCGGGAGAAGGGGAACGCAUGUCGCGGCAGCGGCAGCCCGAGCAACAGCAAGUGCGCAAAUGAGAAACCGAGCAAGCUGAAUGUGUUCUCGCGUGUCAAAUUGUUUGGAUCGAGGAAGAAACGGAAGAGAAAGCGACCACCAGAGCCCCAGUUAAAGGGCAUUGUGACCAGGCUUUCCAGUAGCCAGGGCUUCCAGCUGCAGAUGCAGCCCGAUGGCACCAUUGAUGGAACCAAGGAUGAGGACAGCACAUAUGCUGUGUUCAACCUGAUUCCAGUGGGGCUUCGUGUGGUGGCAAUCCAGGGUGUCCAGACCAAACUCUACUUGGCAAUGAACAACGAUGGCUUUCUCUACACCUCUGAACAUUUUACCCCGGAGUGUAAGUUCAAGGAGUCGGUGUUCGAGAACUACUAUGUCACCUACUCCUCCAUGCUGUACCGGCAGCAGGCCUCGGGCAGGGCCUGGUACCUGGGACUCAACAAGGAGGGAGGCAUCAUGAAGGGGAACCACGUGAAGAAGAACAAGGCCUCCGCACACUUCAUACCGAAACCGCUCAAAGUGGCCAUGUACAGGGAGCCCUCCCUCCAUGACCUGACAGAACUCUCACGGUCCGGCAGCGGCACGCCGACCAAGAGUCGGAGCGCCUCGGCCCUACUUAACGGCGGAGGGAAAUCACCGAGCAACAAUGACUUAUCCUAGCCCCACACCCCUCACACACACACACACACAUUAAGGCACACAGACACAUGCGCACACACAAAUCUCAGGCGGAGGGAAGACGCCCAGCAACAAUACCUUAUUCUAGCCCCCUUAUACCCCACACAGACACACACAUACACGUGAAUACACAACCAAGCACACACACACACACACACGUGGAGUCACACACAGAUCUCAGGCCGAUAUGCCCACACAUCAGGCUGCUGAGAGUCAGGAGACGAGGGAGACGGAGGAGGACAGGAAGGUGUUCCUCCACGUUCACGGAGCCCACUGUGACUGACUGUGAUGUAAAUAAAUCAAGGACAAUCAAGCCCGUCUGACUCUGCUGCUGCGGCCUGCAGGCGGACAGGACCUGUGAAUCCCUUCCCUUGACGACCCGUCCCACUGGGCACCCAGACAGAACGAGGGAGGGAGGGAGCGGAGGAGGGACGGAGGGACUCAGUCAGUCAGUCAGUCGGUCACACAGUCCUAUAAACAGACUGUUACAGAGAACCAAAGAGUCCAAGUAUUAGCUAACAAAGUUAUCGCUACGAAAAAGUAAGGCAAGUGAUGAGAAAGAGCCACAGAGGGGAGGAGGAAGGUCUUUAUCUACUCUACCGUACGCUAUGUUUACACAGAGUUCAUGGGGUUAAGUCAUAUUUUUAAAAAUGGCAAUCGUAUUCCUCGUACACUAACAAGGACUGAUCAUUUGUUUGCAUGCAGGUGCGCCUGUGUGUGUGUGUGUGUGUGUGUGUGUGUGUGUGUGUGUGUGUGUGUGUGUGUGUGUGUGUGUGAGUGGUCUGGGUUAGCGUGCCAUUCUCUGCUCUUGCAGGCGGUGUGGGUUUGUGUGUGUGCGUGUGUGUGUGGGCAAUUGAGACUGUGUGUGUGUGUGUGUGUGCACGCAUGUGUCUGGGGGGGUGGGAUUUUACCUUUUUAAGAUCUGUUGUAUAUCAGACAGAACUCCUGAGGGCUUUAGCAGGUUAAAAUAAGGUUUUAAUGUAUAUGCUUCCAUGCUUACUUCUUACAAGCAAUGCUGUUGUUUAACUUUCCGUUCGUUGUCGUUGUCCCUUGCUGUUUGUUUGUUUGUUUGUUUGUUGUUGCAUGGAAGCUUGUUGACCUCUGCUCAGUAGCAGCAUGCCGAAGGUCCUUUUAUUUCCUGGUCUUACGUGUUCCCGACCAAGAGAGAACACUAGUGAGCCAAUAGUGUCAUACCACAACACUAGUGAACCAAUGUGAGGGUGUUAGAACACUACUGGACGAAUAGAAUUGCACCAGAACAUGAUUGGACCAAUGGUGUUGGACCAGAACUUUGGUGAACCAAUAGGAGCACAUACUUACGUAAUAUUUUGGUUCCUGCUCUGGACAAACUAGAAAUGCACUUAAUAAACUAUUUCUAAAGAAGUGAAGCCACUGUCUCUUCUUAUUCUGUUUAUGUUUUUAUCUCUUUUUAUUCACAGGUUAUCUUUUCCUGAUUCCUAGUUUGUAUUCACAAUAUCUCAAGAACGCUCCGGGGGGAAUUCUUUCAAAUUUGGAGCAAACAUUCAGUUUGAUUCAGAGAUGAACUGAUCAGAUUUUGGUUGUAGAAGGUCAAAUAGUCAGCUACCCAAUGUUCUUGUGAAUGUUAUAUAGCAAAAACACCCGUUUUGGAAAUUGGAUUUCUUGGAUCACAAACAUUUGUUGGGACUCAACUGAAUCUGAGGGUCAAAGGUCACGGUGACCUCACAAAGCUUACUUUUGGCCUCUUGAUAAUGAUUUCUCAAGUCUGCCUUACGUCAAAUUCUUACCAGUUGUCACUUGGACUCCAAGAUGAACUGAUUACAUUUCUGUGGUCAAAGUUCAUGGUGACCUCAUAUGAGUCUGGGGAGCAAAUGUGAAUAGCCUGAAGGUUGGUGCAGCAUUUAACUACAGCUUAAUCUUGUUACGUUUGUGUCUAUCAAAUUUGGAAAUUGAGUCCCUUUAAAAAUGUGUUUACUUCCGUGUUUUAUCUCUUUGUCCAUGUAUGGAUAUGUGAAAUCUAUAUUAUUUAUUUCCUCUUUUACAUUCUUACUUUUUAUCCAACAAUGUAUUUACACAAGACAA
This is a messenger RNA of Platichthys flesus (European flounder), 3158 nucleotides long. RefSeq names its product fibroblast growth factor 13b (gene fgf13b). Bases 324 to 1079 code for a protein of 251 amino acids. Gene Ontology annotation, cellular component: cytoplasm. Gene Ontology annotation, biological process: fibroblast growth factor receptor signaling pathway; positive regulation of protein phosphorylation; positive regulation of cell population proliferation. Lineage: Eukaryota; Metazoa; Chordata; Actinopteri; Pleuronectiformes; Pleuronectidae. The record is from RefSeq and is a predicted model, not a curated record. The transcript has 5 exons. Gene Ontology annotation, molecular function: growth factor activity; fibroblast growth factor receptor binding.